Messenger RNA from Symbiodinium sp. CCMP2456, 754 nucleotides. Lineage: Eukaryota; Dinophyceae; Suessiales; Symbiodiniaceae. The record is from the annotation of a GenBank genome assembly.
GUCGUGCCGCGGUGGAGCCGUGAAUCUGCUCUGAACGUCGACCCGGCAAUCAUGCGAGGGAUCCCACUGAAAGAGACUCUUCGAUGUGGAGGGCGCCUGUGGCGAUGGUGCCCAGCUGAUCUUCCCCAGAAGGGAAAGGCGUCAUUAUGGCAGCGUUCAAAGCCAACGACGCGAUUCGACAUCUUCUUGUCCCACACGUGGGCGACGUCAGGACGGUGGAAGUUCCUGUCCUUGUCCCUACAGUUUGGCUGGCGACACGUCCUCCUGACGUGGAUCAUCGUUGUCUUCGUCGUAGAGGCUCUCACGCUUUUGGACGUCUUGCCUAUGUAUUUCGUGUAUGAGACAUCCAUCAACGGCGAAAGGCUGCGGUGCCCCUUCGGUGGCUGGGCCCUCUACAUUGGCGUCACGAUGUCCAUGUUCGCUCUCGUCCUCGCGCCCUAUGGCCCCGGCUUCUGCAAGCAUCAGCUCUGCUUCCUCGAUGUCGUGAGCAUCAACCAACUGGACGAAGAGAUGAUGCAGCAAGGGAUCUACGGGCUUGGAGGCUUUCUGAGCGCAUCGAAAGAGCUGAGGAUCCUCUGGAGCCAACCCUACCUCUCGAGGCUUUGGUGCGUCUUCGAAUUGGCAGCCUUUCGAACCGCCAACCCCACGGGGAGAAUCAACAUGGCGCCCCUACAUGUCGAAGCGCUGGUUGCUACAACCUGGGUGGGCUGCUACAUGCUGAUGUUGCCUCUGGUUCCCUCCCUGUCGGCAAGAG